CCGAAAAUCGAAUUUUUAUAUAAGUUGCUCUUUUAUACACACCCACAGGCCGAGCCUAGUUUGGGAGUGACCCAGUCCCCACAGUCCACUGCCCACAGAACUGAAGAGUGAAGUCUCAAAUCUGAAAAAAUUGAAAGCCCUAAAGUCUCAACUCUUGCCUCUCGUCGAGACGUCGACUCGUCAGUCUGGUCCCUACUCGUCUCACGUCAGUGCGUCAUUCGUCCCACAUAAACUCGUCCAUCGUCGGCGCCGGCUCGCUGACAUUCAGUGACUCAUUCCAAGUUCCGACUUCCAACAGUGAACACUGAACAAUCCAAGUAAUUAGCCUAGCGGUCAAUAAAGAGGGUGAAAAUUGUAGAGGUUAGUGUUCAAAUCUCAACAUAGAGAUAGAAAGCUUAGAUAAAGUUAUUUGGUACUUGUACCGGUGGAAGGGAACAACCAUUAUAGCUGAUUUGAAAGCCGCCAUUAUAAGAAAGGUGAGAUGAGGCAAAUGCAUUGAAGCGAGCUUUGCUGAGGUAUGGAGCGUCCCUUACAACACGAGCCUGGGGUUUUUGAAGCUCUCGAGUAAUUAUUGGGUUAUGUUUGACAGGUGAUUAAGAUUCAACCAUUCUAAAUGAUUCUUCCGAUUGACCCAGCAAAUAAAUUAUCGUUUAAGCGCUUUAUUAAAGAUGGAGAUUUGGUCAUUGUGUAUGAGAGGCAUGACACAAUGAAAGCAGUGAAGGUCCGUGAGGAUGGGGUUCUGCAGAAUCGUUUUGGUGCUUUUAAGCAUUCUGAAUGGAUAGGUAAACCUUUUGGGUCCAAGGUUUUGAGUAACAAAGGUGCUUUUGUUUACUUGUUAGCUCCAACUCCUGAGAUAUGGACGCUAGUACUGAGUCACAGAACGCAGAUUCUUUAUAUAGCUGAUAUUAGUUUUGUUGUUAUGUACUUGGAGAUCGUUCCUGGUUGUUUGGUUCUUGAAUCUGGUACUGGAAGUGGAUCUUUGACAACUUCGCUUGCAAGGGCUGUUGCCCCCACUGGCCAUGUUUAUACCUUUGAUUUCCAUGAACAGAGAGCUGCCUCAGCUAGGGAGGACUUUGAAAAAACAGGGUUGAGCAAUCUGGUCACAGUAGGAGUAAGAGAUAUACAGGGCGAAGGGUUCCCUGAUGAGUUUUGUGGGAGAGCAGAUUCAGUAUUCUUAGACCUUCCUCAACCUUGGCUUGCCAUUCCUUCUGCUGGCAGAAUGUUGAAACCAGAUGGGGUAUUGUGCUCCUUCUCUCCAUGCAUUGAGCAAGUACAACACUCCUGUGAAGCGCUCAAAUCACAUUUUACAGAUAUAAGAACAUUUGAAGUACUUCUACGCACCUAUGAAGUUAGACAAAAGAUACUAGAGAGCUGCCCAGUUAAUGGAGGAGAUUCCAUUGAGCGUCCUCCACGGAAGAGGAGGCAGGGUUCUGCUGAAGAAAGCAAUGGGACAGAAUGCUCUUCUUCUCCUAUGGUGGUGAUUAGGCCUUCUGGUGAGGCAAGAGGUCAUACUGGCUAUUUGACAUUUGCCAGACUCAAAUGUUUUGUGUAAUAUGUUUCAACGAAUAUCCAUUUUUUGUGGUCGAGUACACUGUUCGUUCUUUAGAUGUGCUUAUUUUUCUUCUUGAUUCUACGAAUAGAUAUCCGACAAUUUUGUCUCGAGAUUUAACAAAAAGGACAAGAAUUGCUUCUACUCGGAGGGGAUUUGUUUUUGAUAUUAUAUGUCAUUCUAAGGGAAUCAGAUUUUGUGCUA
Solanum dulcamara is the source of this 1753-nucleotide messenger RNA. RefSeq lists its product as uncharacterized. Bases 614 to 1552 code for a protein of 312 amino acids. NCBI's taxonomy places the organism in Eukaryota, Viridiplantae, Streptophyta, Magnoliopsida, Solanales, Solanaceae. The record is from RefSeq and is a predicted model, not a curated record. Gene Ontology annotation, cellular component: tRNA (m1A) methyltransferase complex; nucleus. Gene Ontology annotation, biological process: tRNA methylation. The transcript is spliced from 5 exons.